AUGCAACUUUGGGCCAUCGCCGACAUCCACCUGAGCUUCAAAAGCAAUCGCGAAGAGUGGGCGAAGCUGCAGCAUAAGAAGGACGAUGGGCUCAUCUUAGCUGGUGAUGUGGGCGAAUCGUUGGACCAUCUGAAGGAAGCUUUUCGGAAAGCCACGAGAAGAUUCAAACACGUGUUCUGGGUACCUGGAAACCAUGAACUGUACACCUCAUCAUCACCAAGCAUCAGCGACAAGGAGAAGAAGCUGAAAGGCGAGGCCAAGUAUAAGGCGUGCAUCAAGGUCGCUCGUCAUUAUGGUGUACUGACUCCCGAGGACGACUACAUGACCUGGCCUUAUGAAGGUGCAGAUGGCAGCCAGGAGCGCGCACUCAUCUGCCCGAUCUUCACGCUGUACGAUUACUCGUUCCGUCCGGAGCAUGUAACACGCGAGAAAGCGCUGGAGUGGGCGUUGGAGGAGGGUAUCCAAGCGACCGACGAGAAGUUGCUGCAUCCGGAUCCUUACGCCACUCGUGAUGCGUGGUGUACCCGACUCGUGUCAGAGGCUGAAGUCAAGUUGGAGAAAGCCGCUGCGAGCGGACUUCCGCUCGUGAUCAUCAACCACUGGCCACUGCGAGAAGACACUGUUUUCAUCCCGAGAGUGCCUCGCUUCAGCUUGUGGUGCGGCACAAAAGAGACCAACGACUGGCAUACUCGGUUCAAUGCCAAAGUGAUAGUGACUGGCCAUCUUCACGUCAGGCGCACAGACUGGAUUGAUGGUGUGCGAUUCGAGGAAGUCAGCUUGGGAUAUCCGCGACAGUGGCAAGACGCCAAGAAUGUCGGAAACGAUGUCAACUCGAUGCUGCGCGAGAUCUUGCCAGGUCCACCGUCUCCACCUCCAGGACAAGUGCCGCCUACCUUGUUCAGGCGACUAGGCUGGGGCGAGCCAAUCUGCAUGUAA
Fulvia fulva is the source of this 936-nucleotide messenger RNA. Its product is annotated as [Acyl-carrier-protein] phosphodiesterase PptH. The record is from RefSeq and is a predicted model, not a curated record. Gene Ontology annotation, molecular function: hydrolase activity. NCBI's taxonomy places the organism in Eukaryota, Fungi, Ascomycota, Dothideomycetes, Mycosphaerellales, Mycosphaerellaceae. The transcript has 2 exons. Bases 1 to 936 code for a protein of 311 amino acids.